This is a messenger RNA of Sander lucioperca (pikeperch), 2316 nucleotides long. It is a transcript of the gene psda, whose product is annotated as pleckstrin and Sec7 domain containing a. NCBI's taxonomy places the organism in Eukaryota, Metazoa, Chordata, Actinopteri, Perciformes, Percidae. Gene Ontology annotation, molecular function: guanyl-nucleotide exchange factor activity. The record is from RefSeq and is a predicted model, not a curated record. Bases 18 to 1646 code for a protein of 542 amino acids. Gene Ontology annotation, biological process: regulation of ARF protein signal transduction. The transcript has 13 exons.
ACUGCCAUGGAGGACUGAUGGAGAGCAGAGUCAUUUCUACACAUAGGGAGCGGCCGGUGAACCGCCCCCCCGAGCUGCUGUACCCGCAGGCAGAUGUGGCGGAGCGUCUGGCGCUCGGCGGCAGCGAGGAGGCGCUCGGUAACGGCACAAAGGCCGACCUGCAGGCAGCCAAGCGCCUCGCCAAACGCCUCUACAGCCUCGACGGCUUCAGGAAGUCAGACGUGGCUCGCCACCUCGGCAAGAAUAACGACUUCAGUCAGAUGGUGGCAGAGGAAUAUCUCAGUAACUUCAACUUCACCGGUCUGACCAUCGAUCAGUCGCUCAGGAUGUUUUUGAGUCAGUUUGCUCUGAUUGGAGAAACUCAGGAGAGAGAGAGAGUCCUUGCUCAGUUCUCCAGGAGAUACAGACAGUGUAACCCAGAGAGCGUCGCUACCGAAGACAGCGUCCACACUCUGACCUGUGCCGUCAUGUUGCUGAACUCCGACCUUCAUGGAAACAACGUGGGGAAGAGGAUGUCCAGCAGUCAGUUCAUCACCAAUCUCGAAGGUCUCAACGAUGGAAAAAAUUUCCCCAAAGAGCUGCUGAAGACUCUCUACAGCUCCAUCAAGAACGAGAAGCUUCAGUGGACCAUUGACGAGGAGGAUUUGAGGCAGUCUCUGUCGGAGCUGACGGAGGUCCGAACAGACUCCGCCUCCCACACCAUGCGGCGGCUGGGCGGGGGGGGGGGAAACCCGCUGAUGGGCGUUGCCCAGCAGGCCGACGGCGAGCUCUACAAGAGCGGCUUCCUGGUCCGCAAAGUCCACGCCGACCCCGACGGGAAGAGAACUCCGCGGGGGAAGAGAGGAUGGAAGUCCUUCUACGCCACGCUGAAGGGUCUGGUGCUCUACCUGCAGAAGGAUGAGUUCCGUGCGGAGCGAGAGCUGUCGGAGGACGACGUGAAGAACGCCGUCUCCGUCCAUCACUCUCUGGCCAUGAGAGCCGCCGACUACAGCAAGAGACCCAACGUCUUCUACCUGAGGACAGCUGACUGGAGGGUCUUCCUACUGCAGGCCCCGACGCCAGAACAGAUGCAGUCGUGGAUCACGCGUAUCAACGUGGUGGCGGCCAUGUUCUCGGCUCCUCCGUUCCCCGCCGCCAUCGGCUCCCAGAAGAGAUUCACCCGCCCACUGCUGCCGGGGUCCAACACCAAACUGACCCAGGAAGAGCAGGUGAAGUCUCACGAGAACCGGUUCCGGGCGGUUUCCUCGGAGCUGGCCGAGCUCUCGGCCGCCACGCCGGACCGGAAGGUCAAAGGUCGCGAGCUGGAGGAGCAGAAACUGCGGCAGGAGUACCUGGAGUUUGAGAAAACGCGGUACGGGACGUACGCCAUGCUGCUCCGGGCCAAACUGGCGAGCGGCGACGAGGACCUGACAGCGUUCGAGUCGCGGCUGUUUGACGACGGUGGUCUGCAGCGGGCGCACUCCAGCCCCACGCUGCCUCAGGAUGCCGCGGCCGGCAAGGAGAAGAUGCGCGGCACCAAGACGUCCAAGAGCCUGAAGGUCCCCUCGUCCUCGUCCUCCAGGCCGGGCGCCGCGGAGGGAAACAGGAAGAAGAACGGCGGGAACAACCGGCAGGCGGAGCCGCAGAAACAGGAAGCGGCGCCUUAAGGGUUUUGUUUUUUUUUACGAACGAGUGUAGCGGGAGACGGACAUGAAGCAUCAUGGGUAGUGGGCGGAAAUCCACCUUUUAAAGCUUUUCUGUUUCAACAUCAGUCGCAUUCUGAUUGGCUGACAGAGCCGGGCGGAGGCGUUCGAGGGCGGUGGGAAAAGGAGACGUUGGUCAGGAAGUUACAGACGGACGGACGGACGAGUUCUUGUGUUCGUCGCUCGUCCAGACAUGAGCUUCAGCAGCCUCGCUGUUUCUCCGUUAACGGCUCCAUCUCUAUUUAUUUUGGCUCUCUGGAAGCUUUUUUCGUUGUUUGAGUUCAGACACAGACACUUAUGGAGGUACUAUAUAUAUAUGUGUGUGCUUAUGUUUUUUUUUUAUUUUUUAUUUUAUUUUUCUCUCCCAGAGGGACAGAAAACCUAACCUGCUUCUCCUAGCAACAAACGAGAGGGGAGCAGGUUGCCGUGGCGACUGAGAUACGACGGUAUGACAGAGAGCGUGGGACUUGUUGCCAUGGCAAAAGAGGAGAGGAAGGAAGGAGGAGACUCUGGAGUCAGGACUCCCUCGGCCAAGAAAACACACAAACAAACACCUUACUCUGUGUGUGUGUGUGUGUGUGUGUGUGUGUCUGUCUGUCUCUGUAUGUGUGCGUCUGUCUGUGUGUGUGUGUGU